Molecule: messenger RNA, 3468 nt
Organism: Agrilus planipennis (emerald ash borer)
Lineage: Eukaryota; Metazoa; Arthropoda; Insecta; Coleoptera; Buprestidae
Gene: jumu
Product: fork head transcription factor 1
Exons: 4
Coding region: 718-2067 (449 amino acids)
Biological process (GO): regulation of transcription by RNA polymerase II
Molecular function (GO): DNA-binding transcription factor activity, RNA polymerase II-specific; transcription cis-regulatory region binding
Source: RefSeq, a predicted model, not a curated record
CUCUUACGUUACGCCUAUGGUUACUUUUAAGGUACUUAUUGUACGCAUUAUAAUCUGAUCCUUGCUUAUUGAUUUUCUUUGCAUUUAUAUUCAUAUGAAAUCCAUUUGAAUUAAUUCAACUUUUUAAAUGCGUUUUUAAUUUAUAUCAAAGAUGGAAAUGUUUUAUGUCUUUGCAUAUAUUUUUUUAUAAAUUAACUAGAGGUCUUUUUAAAUUUACGCGGCUGCCAUGACAGUUGAAGACGGCAUACCCGGCAAAGCAACUGGAUGAAAUUUUAGCGUCUAUUACAUGUUCGAUUGAACGAUAUUACCCACAAAAUGAUAUACUACCUACAUCAAAAUAUUCCCAAGGAAUCGCAGAUUAGUUUGCUGCUAUCUUAUUUUAUGUUUGUUUUUGUACAAGACAAAUAUUCCCUUUGAAAGUAUGCGAAUAUAUACCAAAACAUGUGUCCCGUAUGUCGAUUGCUUUCUGUAGUUGUCGUUCUUUGAGCGGGAACCAAUGGCAUUACUCGGUUUUACACUCGUGACUUUUACCCGCCAAUAAUAACCGCGGGAUUUGAAUCCCUGGUCCUUCCUUAUACACAAGUAAUAACUUUUGUGUGCGUUUGGUUGAGAAUACUGUGGCUGUCAGUGUAAAAUAGUAUAAUUAGUGAAAAUUAAUGAAAAUACACGAGGACAUCGCCGUUUUUCCUUAGGAAACAAAUUAGUAAAAUUUUCAAAAUGUCAGCAGCAAUGGAUAUGUACUUAACAGGCACCGAUUCGAUUUCUCUUCAAGAAAUGUUAGAUAUAGACAUAAAAUCCGAAAUAGAUGUUUUGGUUGGAGGUCACAAUGAUUUGCCACCGUUUAAUUUUUCGGAGCUUCCCCCAUUAGAAUUAGAAGAAGCAGGUGACAUUCGGUGGAUAUCUUCGUCCAAUUCGAACCAUUCCAAUUCAAGUUUCACACUAGACUUUAGUGGCGAUUACGCUUCAACGAUGGUGAACCCUAAUGCGGUUAUGCCAUUCACUUCAACGAUAUCUUUAGCUCAAAACAUAAGAUCGCCAUCACCAACCCUUAAAGAAAGUCAUUUAACAUUUUCUCCGUCUGUAAUAAAAAUAGGUAACAUUAAAGCCGACACGUCGACAGUAAAAAAAGAUCUCUUAGGAAAAUUGAAUAACAUGGACAUGAAGAAACGGGUAGAUCCAGAACCAAUAAUAAAAAUUGCAUGUGUUCCUUCGAAGCAGAUCGAAAAGCCAACAACUGUUAGGACAAACAACACCAGUUCGAUCUUAACGUUUCGUAAUACUAUGCCAUCAGUCGUCAGCAUAUCGCAAGUUCACAAUACCAUAAAAGCAGUGACAACUAAUCGCAAACAAACCAUCGUAAAUACAAAUAGUAACGAUAGGUUCUUUAGCGGAGACAGGACGUAUCCUAAGCCUGCUUACAGUUACAGUUGUUUGAUUGCUAUGGCAUUAAAAAAUAGUAGAACAGGAAGUCUGCCCGUUUCCGAAAUUUACAAUUUCAUGUGCAGACAUUUUCCGUAUUUUAAAACUGCUCCCAAUGGCUGGAAAAAUUCUGUACGACAUAAUCUGUCGCUCAAUAAAUGUUUCGAGAAGAUAGAAAAACCGGCAAUCAAUGGAUCGCAACGUAAGGGAUGCCUGUGGGCCAUGAAUCCUACUAAAAUUAGUAAGAUGGACGAAGAGAUGCAAAAGUGGUCCAAAAAGGAUCCAUCAGCCAUAAGAAGGGCUAUGACUCAUCCAGAAAAUAUGGAGGCUUUGGAAAGAGGUGAACUGAAGUUUACAUACAAAGAGGCAGACAAUUAUGACAACUUUGGAGAUUCAUGCGGUAGUGCCGAAAGUGAAGAGGGUUCAGACACAGAACCCGAAAACGAAUUGGAAAAUAACAUUGAAACUGAAUUUAUUGAAGUUAAAUCGGAAAGUGAUUACGAAGUUGAGACAGCUGACGUUGUGUUCGAAGAAGACGACGAAGAAAUUUUGCAGAUGGAGAUGGUGCUCGCACAAAAAGAACUUUUCCAAUACGACCGUAAUUCGAAUAACAAUAAGAGGAGAAGAAUGUACAUAAUUCAAAAGUGAGCUGUGACUUGUCCCUCAUACUAGUUGUAAGUCUUAACUAAGUAAACGUAUGUAUGGAAAGACCAGGCAGAAAGAGUUAAUAAUCCGUUUUUCUUCAAUUUCUAUAUAAUCACGAAAAAUAAGACUGACGCUAAUAAUACAAUAGUAUCUGUAAUGUAACAUCUUCUUUUUCGAUGAGAAAGCUAAAAAUGCCGUGGCCGACAUUGUCUGAAGAAGGCUCGAUAUUCGGUUAGGACUGAGACACUAAACCAGUCUCAGCACUGUUGUGCAGCUGGCGAAACAUAAGAUAAACGACUCCUGGAAGCCCGAAUACUGAGCCCUCUUCAUCUUUCUUUUUUACAAUUAUCUAAAUGAAAGUGAAGUUGAUUUAUUUGUGCGUCUCUUGUGUUCAUGUUUCGAUUGAUUUCUUGUACAGGUACGGAAUGAUACAGAAACUGAAACAAGGUAAAAGUGGUAAUUGUGUAAAUGGAAAGCUUGUUUAAGUUCGCUAAUAACUAUGUUUGCAAAGGUAAAUAGCCUGAAUGCUUUCUUUUUCAAGCAGAAGCAAUGAAAUUAACCUUUAGAUACUUAUGUGUUUUAGUUCAUAAAAAGGCCAAGUUAAUUUUAAAUUUUACGUUUCGCUGUUGUAAUUAAAAAAUAAAUAGUAAAGUAUACCCAAUAAUAGCAUUUUUCAGUAAAAAGGACACUUUUAUAACCUUGAGCUCAUGUUUAGGGUUAAGGCUAAUAUUGGGUAUAAUAUACUUGUACUUGCCCUCUCAAAAAAAUAUGUAUAAAUAUUUUGAAUUUGAGUUGUAUAAAUAAAAUUAAAAUUGGCAACCACUUAUAAGGUAUAAGAAAAACAAUUAAUUUUGUAAAGGUUACACUUUUUACUAUUCUUUAUGGAAUUAAUUUUUUUGUUUUUUUUUCUGUUAAAAGGUUAAAGCUUUUUUACGGAAAACAGAAUUAAUUGUAAUUUUUGUAGUUGUCAUUGCUUGAAAAAGAAAGUAAUUCUAGUUAUUUGCUCAUUUCAUUUUCAAUGGUAGCUUCAAAGUUGGUCUUGUCUAAAUAAGUAAUAUAAAAUAAUAAUUUGAUAUUGCGUUGAUUUUAUAUAAUAGAAUACACUUAAGAACUUUUUACUUGUAAAUGCAAUAAUUGUUUUAUUUUAUGUAUGCCUAAAUGUCUAUACUUCUCUUUUUUGCUAUUUUUAUGUUUUUAAUUUUUAUUUUUCAAUAUUUUCAGCGAUGUGAAUAUAUGUAAAUAGAAUUAUAAACAUUUUUAUUGGAUACUUUUAUUCUGUCGUGUUGUUUUUAAAGAAAAACUGUCGAUAGAAAAUGUGUACAAAUAAGUUACAACUUUUUUUAUACUUUGUUUUUCAUGUAUCUAUUGUGUAAGUCGAUGUACAAACAUUUUUAAAUUUAAAUU